AUGACGGUUCCCCGAAUUACGAUAAACGAUAAUGCACAUGAUAAAUCCCUGUCCGUCACAUCAGUCUCGAAGACUCCUCCUGCUCUUCCUCCCCGUAACCCAACCACCAGCGUUUUCACCGUCACAUCAGACCUAACACAAUUCACUCGGCAAGAGGGAAGGAUUCCCGCCGCAUGGCUGGUUGCCUUAACGCGUCAUAAGGGAGACGAGCCCCACAUUCAUUCAUUCUGGCUAUCACAUCUAUUUGACAAUGACGCGUCAACCGUCUUCUUGUGUAAGCAAUGUCAUAAAUGGUUUACCAUAACAGUAACUAGACCAAAAGAUCAGCCACCUGAAUCACCAACAGGAAUAUGUCCAGUCAAUCAAGAGAAUUCUUUUCAUCAUUUGCACACUACUACUGAGAUAUCGUCGAGUAUAUCGGCACAUUGCUGUCAAUGUGAUUUUACUGUUAACGUUAAUAUCGCAGAUCCUUUCAUGCCAAUGGAGAUUAUGAGUGAUCUACUCAGGAAUAGGAGACUUCCAUAUACGUACGAUAGUCCUUCAAUAACUAACGGAACAGAGCCAACAAUUGAACUGAGGGACAUUGUCUUAGCAUUAGGAAAAUAUCUCUCCGAGCUUUUGUCAGGCAGUGGUAAAGGGAUAAGAAUAACUGACGAAGAAUUUACUAAAAUUGGAUUCGAUGAUGUGAGCCAGGCCUUCUUCCAAAUAUUGGAUUUUCACAUAGGAGAAGAUGGGUGCUAUGAACCUCCUCUUCUUGAGGAUGAAGGAAGAAGAGAUUUUCUAAAACGCGUGAAGGAAGAAUUAUAUAUGAUGGUACUUGACAACUAUGGUUAUAUUAAUGACACUAAUGAAACGAUACCAAAGUAUGAGGAUCCAUACACGAAGCUAGCCAAUAUUAUUGGAACACGUCAGUAUUUAGCGUCCUGCGAACAGUAUUUUCUUCAUGUGUCUCCAAGCUUUAUUUCUCACUCUGACGUUGUUUUUUCCCUGAAUCUUGUCGUACCUGAAGAACCUCUAUUCACUACGGCAAGUACGUUUGAUCCAUCGAGUAUAUCACUUCGAUCAACUAGUUAUGCUGUACUCGGCUGUGUAUCAGAUGUACAAGAUGAAGUGUUAGAAUGGGCGUAUAAGCGGGCAAUCGAUCAUGCACCUGAACAUACUCUUUCAUAUUUGGAGGCGCUACGCCUGAUAGCCGAUGAGAGGAGAUCUGACAAAUUGGGUUUAUUUUUUGCAGUGGAGCAAUCACAUGGAAAGAUUUGUUUGAGCGACCUUAAAGAAGCAUGCAGAGAGUUGAACCUAUCAGAAGAAACUGUUUCUGACUGUGAAGCAUUGGCAGCAUAUAAAUCAUUGGCGAGAGCUUCUCCCGAAAAUAGAUCAAGUUAUCGGAAACAUUUAUUGACGAUAGGGAAAGCAUUGAACAGUCAAUUAAUAUCGAACGAAGACUAUUUAGGUUAUCAUAUGAUGGAUAUCGUCUCCGACAUGCCUGUAGGAUUGGAUAAUAUAGGAAACACAUGUUAUCUAAAUUCGUUGCUACAGUACUAUUUUACUAUUCAUGAUCUACGGAAAGCUGUAAUGGCAUUUGAUGCGGACAGUGAUAUUGAUGACACGGACUGGAAGGACAAAAUAAUUGGCGGACGCAAAGUUCUCAAGAGCGAGGUUGAACGUGCUAGACGCUUCGUCAGCCUUCUGCGCGAUCUAUUUAGCAAUCUCAUACAUACAACACAAAAGUCAAUUGCCCCCGACGUUCAAUUAGCCGCUUUGGCGCUGGAAAAUGCAAAAGCCGAAGAAGAGGAAACGGUGCGGUCAAUGAUGAAUGAAAUUAUUACAUUCACAGAUGACGAUGCCAAUACUGGAGCAGUUAACACCAACGAUAAUGACACGUCUAAUGACAAUCUUUUAAAUUCAUCGGAAACCAAGAUGGAUUUCUCAGAAUCUUCCACAUCCGAGAUGAUGGACACUGAUAUAAACGCCGGUUUGCCUGCAUUUGAACGAUAUAGUGCUACGAAUAUGAUGAGGAAAGCUGCCGCGAUAAAAACCACUAAUUACGGGACCAGUUAUACUGGAUCGAACGAUUUUACAAAUCACAAUAACUACAAUGGAAAAGGGAAGAAUAAAGAAAGCCACGAUAGUCAGUAUGGUCCAGAUUUAGAAGGCACAUUUAUGGCUUCUGCUGAACCGAUCAGAGAAGAGAAGCCACGGACAGCGUCAUCUAUGUUAUUUGGUAGACAACAGGACGUUGCUGAAUGUAUGGACAACGUUAUGUUCCAACUGGAAGCUGCAAUUAAGCCAACAAUAUCGCCAGAAGAGGAAUAUAUAAAUGUUGUUAAGAAUUUAUUCUAUGGUAAAACCCAACAGAUCUUGCGUUACAAGGACAAAACAACGGGUAAUAUGGUACAGGCAAUGAAAGAAGAGCCCUUUAAUCAGUUGUUUGUUGUUGUGACAGAAGGGAGGGAUUUAUAUGGUGGACUGGAUGGAUAUUUUGAUGUAUCGAUGGUUGAUUAUAAGGGUUCGCAAGCAGAGAGAGAAGUUACUAUUAGUGAGUUACCUCCGAUACUACAGAUACAAUUGCAGCGGGUACAAUUCGAUCGAUCUACGGCAAACCCCUACAAGUCGAAUGCUUACAUGAGAUUUGAUAAAACUGUUUAUCUUGAUCGGUAUCUGUAUUCUAAUCGCGAAAUACUACAAGAUCACCGGAGAGCGGCAGCUUCAUUGAGACAACAAGUCGAACUGUUAACUGAACAUGUCAAGAAACUUACCGAGCGUAAGUUUAACGGCUUAUCAUCAGUCGAAUUAUUAAACCAUACAACAGAUUUCCUGAAUCUGCACAAAGGAGAGAUAGAGUCGAUAGGAGAAGUCGAUGUAAAUAUAUCAUGUAUAAGUAAGGAAGCGUCAAAACUCAGGCUUGGUUUAUCAGAUGCCGAGGAAUUAAUUGAUCUGCAUAAGGAGAAGCUACAAUCUCAGUUUGGAAACUUGCGAGAAUGCGCAUAUCGAAUACAUGCUGUAUUUGUACAUAGUGGUCAAGCAUCGUUUGGACAUUACUGGGUAUACAUAUAUGAUUUUGAGAACGAACGAUGGUUGAAAUAUAAUGAUUCAUAUGUAUCAGAGGUUAGGGAGAGUGAAGUGUUUGCCGAUACCACUGGGUCAACAGCCAAUCCAUAUUGUAUGGUGUAUGUAAGAGCAAAAGAUGCUAAGGAAAUAGUAAACACUGUCUGCCGUAGUUAUUAA
This is a messenger RNA of Paraglomus brasilianum, 3225 nucleotides long. NCBI's taxonomy places the organism in Eukaryota, Fungi, Glomeromycota, Glomeromycetes, Paraglomerales, Paraglomeraceae. The record is from the annotation of a GenBank genome assembly.